AUGCCCAUUGGCUUGAAGCGCUUGAGCGAGCUAUGCACGGUGAGGUUUGAGAAGGAAUACAAGGCAUACUCAGAGUAUUUCGGGUCUGUAGUGUCUCUGGCCAAGGAUGAAAAGCUCGAGCAGAUGUUUUCCAAGUAUUCUAGGAAUGCCCUUGGCGAAGAAGAGGUCCUAGAGUGCAUUCGCGGGUGCAGUCCGAGCAGUCUGAAGUACUUUACCAAGAUAUACGAGUAUGAGGAGGAGCUCUGCAAGAAGAAGGCGGUUCUGGUACUGAAAGGGAGAUACAUGGAGGAGGAGGGGCACGAGAGAGACGCCAUCUUCCAGUGCAUAAGGAGGCUGUCGCACUUUCUCGAUUUUGAAUUUGUGAAAGAAACAUGUGAUGACGAGUGUCUGGCGCUAGUUGUUGGGGAGUAUGCACGGAAGCAUGAGCUUGACGGGUCGUUUCUGGAUGAAGUCGUUAGCUUUCUGCCGUCUGUGUUUUUUGGAUACACAUGGGUGAACAAUCUGCUGCUUGAUUCUUUCGAGGCGUCCUUUGAAAGGGUGGUUGGAAGGUGUUUGGAAGUUCUUCUGGUUGUUGAUUGCUCGAACAGAAGGGUUACUGAAGCCAUUUCCAGGAGUCCACUGAAAAAGAAGAUCCUCGAAUACCUGAUCAGCAACGAUUUGGUUGGAGACGGGGCCUUGGGUGCCCUGAUAGAUGCUGUUGGCCAUGUUGAUGCACAUGUGUUUUUGAGCGACCGCGUUCUUGCGAAGCUUUCUGAAGAAAGCAUUGUGAGAUAUCUUGACUCGAUUAAGACGGAGGAGGUUGUUGAGAUUGGAGUGCUAGGAUGCGAAUGCAGGAAGCUGUUCAAGGUCAUGGCGCAGGUUAUCGAGAGGAGAGCCAAAGACUUCAUGGAGCAUUCGAGGAUUGCCGAUGUGCUGCUCCUUAUUGUUUACCAUAGGCCCAAGACAAGGCUUGGGGAUUUUCUGGGGCUUCUGAAGGCGUCUCCUGAGAGGGAGUUUUUGAUUGCCAGGGAGGAGGGAGAGAGAAGGAUUGUAGUUGAUGUUGACAGGGAUACUGGGGAGAUCCGGGAGAUUGGCCCGUGUGCAGAGAGCCUUGCAGGUUCUGUUGUUGGGGAGGGUGAGUUUAGGUUUGCCGGAGGAAAGAGAGCUGGGAAGAAGGAGGUUGAGGAAUAUCUGAAGGAGAUAUGUCUGGACGAAAGGGACUUUAUCGGGGAAGUCAGAAGGAAGUUAGGCUUCACAUGCUUUCUUGAUAGUCCGGAAAAGCCUACCUUUGGGCAACUUGUGGAGCUCCCGGCCUAUUACUUUGUGGAGGCGCUUAGGCGAUACUCCAAUGAGUUUUUGGGACUGGUGCACCAGUUUAACGAAAUAGUGAUUCCGACCAGCCGAAAGAGAGACCUGAUUGCAAAGAGGAUUGUGUCCAGCGGGUACAAGGAACUCUUUACCCGAUAUCUCAUAAAAAGAAACAGAUACUUCAACAUGGAAGUUGACAUCGAUCUGUGGUUUGAGGAGAUGACGACUGAAUACAAGAUCAAAUAUCUUCAUGACCAUCCGGCAGCCUUGGCUGGGCGGGAAGACAAGAUUGCUGCUUUCCCAAGGCGCAGUAUUGAUGUGCCAUCCCCUGUUGGUGAGAGGACGGGAAACAGGGAGACUCCGGAGGAGACAAUCUACAAGACCAGAAGACAUGCUUCCGAAACAAGCGAUUUCAGCAGACAAGACAAUAGGUCUCUCCCCUGCGAUCGGGGCGAAGGCGACGGAGAGAAGCAAAAAAAGUGCAGCAAGUUAGACGGGUGGAAGAGAAGACUGGAUGGCGCCAAUGGAAAUGCAGGUGAGCGGUGGGGUACGGAAAAGAAGGCCAGGAUGGAAGAUGAGGCGCAGGAGGAAAAUGUUUAUGAUGACUGUUAUCCAAUCGAUAGGAUUGACUACACCCUCUUCAGGGAGAGAGUAGGGUUUAUAUGCAACGAAGUAAACAGAAGGAUUUGCAAGGGAAGUGGGCUUGACAGGGCAGGCAAGGUUACGUCGGUACUGGCGAGGGAUGAAGAAAUGGUUGACAAGAUUCUGUCCAUUCUGCAGGGGGUAAACAGAUUUGGAAAGGAUCUUGCUAGUUUUGUUGAGUUUUUUGUGUUCUUCCUCUCGUACUGCAGAAUAGAGGUAGGAAUGUCUCCAACAACCGUCAAGACUCUGAAGAGAUACAUUUCCGAAGAGGGCUCUGACUCUGUCCUGUACUUUGUGUUUAUGAAAGCUAGGGUGGAGGAGAUAGGCACCUUGCUUCGGGACUUCAAAGACUGCACCUUUGGCGUUAUCUGCAAGGCGGUGUGUGACAGGAUCCGUGCAGUCAGGAAAAGCAUGAUGGAAAAUGCAGAGGACAAAUGCACUGUGAUCAAGGCCAGGGUGGACCAGCCAGUGAUCAGGAGAAAGAGAGGGCGGGAAACAAGGAUCGAUGCUGCUGAGGUCUGGAACUGCGGAGGUCAAGUGGAAAGAAUCAACAAGCUUGUGGCAUCGCUUUUGUCUUCGGACGACGAGAGUAUGCAAUACCUUGGCCUUGAGGGCUUGUAUGCCCUUAGAGCGGAGGUGGACGUGGAGAGCUUCCUUGACUCUAGAAGCGACAGGGUUGUUGAGGCAGCACUGAAAACAGUCGUAAAGAAGGACAUUACAUCCUCCACCAACAAAAGACUCAUGGAGAUAUUAUACAGGAGAGGAAGGCUAGACAGCCUUGGAAAGAUGUGCCUUAAGGCUAUAAACAUCGAUGUCCUGGAGAAGGACGACGUUGACAGGAUUUACGACAUGUUCUUCAUUGACCCGGAAAGCUAUCUGGAGCUUCUACCGAGGAUACUAGAUAGGGGAUACAAGCUGUCUGGAGAUGUGGCUAUGGAGCUCGUAAGGCUACUAGGACAGUCCCAAUGCGACAGCGUGCUUGAAAAUGCAAUCAGGGUCCUGAGGAAUGUUGAAUACACGGAGGAGAUGGCUCUUGAGAGUAUUCUAGCUCUUGAGAAUGCUAGGUUUGCUCCGAAGAUGUUUCUGGUGGAAAAGAUAUACAGCACCCCGCACAUCCUCAGCACCCGUGGGUUCCUCAAACUGUGUGUGUGCAUAGGCAACGAGGAGAACUAUGCUGUGUUGAAGGGACUGCUUCAAAUAUUGAGGAAGAGCGGAGUCAACACAGAGAUUGUUGAGAAGUGGAAAAAGAACAGGGGACUGGACAGGCUGAUGGUGAGGAUCUAUCCCCUGUACAUGAAGGACAGAUCGUACUACAGAGGGAUCUUGGAUGGGAUUAGGAACGACAGGGACGAAUGGAGCUUUAUUAGUGAAUUCUACAAAAGCGAAUUUGAGGCGGCAGGCGGCUUGGCGACGUCCAGCCCUGGAUAG
This is a messenger RNA of Encephalitozoon cuniculi GB-M1, 3357 nucleotides long. RefSeq lists its product as uncharacterized. The record is from RefSeq and is marked provisional. Lineage: Eukaryota; Fungi; Microsporidia; Unikaryonidae. The coding region runs from base 1 to 3357 and encodes 1118 amino acids. The transcript has a single exon.